Messenger RNA from Diversispora eburnea, 1482 nucleotides. Lineage: Eukaryota; Fungi; Glomeromycota; Glomeromycetes; Diversisporales; Diversisporaceae. The record is from the annotation of a GenBank genome assembly.
AUGGUUCGUCAAAGUCAAAUGUUAUCCGCUUCCCCUUCAACUUUCUCACCUACUAGUUCCACUCCAAGGUGGCAUCAAGUUGAUAAGCGAAUAUGUUACUCAUUCCCUCGUACUAGAGAUAUUUCUAUUUAUGCUUCAGGAGCUUUGUUUGCUAUAGGAUGGUGGUCAUUCAUUGAUGGACUCGUGUAUUUGGCGAUGAAUAAAAGCGAAAAUUUAUCCAACGUUACCGUUCAAGAUUGGAUUUGUGGAAUAUUAACUACGAUUGGAAUGAUAAUAACACUCUGGAAAGCUAGAAGAAUUUUAUUAAUAGGCUAUACUCUUUUGGCAGGUGGUUUUAUUGGUUCUUUGACCGUCUUUUAUUUUGAUUAUAUAACACAAAACAGAACUAUGGAACAAUUUCAUUUUGGUAUUGCUAUGCUUAUUCAGAAUGUUUGUAUUUUGAUGAGCUCAGUAUAUAUUGAGAAUAAACUUUAUAUAUUGGGAGGAUAUAACAAUGGUCCCUUAGAUAAUUUACUUUAUUUGGAUUUAUCUAAUUCAUUUCAUAAAGAUCAUCCACCAUGGUAUAAUCUUGAUUUUCGCGAAAUACCUUUUGGAGUUUAUAAAGCAGCCGCAAAUUUUGGUGGAAUUGAUAAUUCAACAAUUUUUUUAAUUGGUGGAGAAAGAAGUGAAAAAAAUAUUAAUUAUGUUUAUUCAUUUAAUACCAAAUCUUUUGUUUGGAAUGACUCAUUAAUAAAUGAUGAUAAUGAUAAUCCCGAGUGGCAUAUAGACAUACAAGGGGUUACUGAUCGUAAUGGUAAAAUCUACAUUUAUGGUGGAUGGUUAUCUGGAAUUCGUUCCAAUAAAUUAUCCAUUUUGGAUACUUUAAGAUUAUCAUGGACAAUCGGUCCUUCUCCUGAUUCACAAAAUAGUCGUUAUGGGAAUACUAUUACAUUAUUAUCUAAUGGAAUUAUUGUUAUCAUUGGAGGAUAUGUUGAUGGUGGAGGUGGACUUUAUGAGAUUUUGCUUUAUGAUACAAAUGAAAACAAUUGGAAUUCCAUGAUUACUCAAGGGAUUAAACUUUCAGAUCGUGUUUAUCAUACAGCAGUAUUAACAAAUGAUGGUAAAAUAAUAGUUUAUGGUGGAACUAAAAAUAAUCAUGACCCUGAUUUAGUCAUUUUGGAUACCAACUUUCAACCUUUUAAAUGGUCAACUUUAGAAGUUAAUGCGAUUAAUAGUCCUCCAUCAUUAUUUGGUCAUACUGCUAAUCUAAUUGGAGAUUAUAUGAUUUUAGUAUUUGUUCCUAAACCUCCCGAACCACCAGCUAAAUCUAACAAAUCUUUUAUAUCAAAGAGAAUGAUUUUUCAAUUAUUUUGUGAAAUUGUAGUUAUUUUCCUUAUUUUAUGUGAAAAUUUAGAUCAAAAACAUAUUUCUACAUAUUUAUCCGUUAUAGCAAUUUAUAUUUCAUUCGUAUUUGUCUUCAAUCUAAUGUUAUUUUUUAGAUAG